Molecule: messenger RNA, 1555 nt
Organism: Thecamonas trahens ATCC 50062
Lineage: Eukaryota; Apusomonadida; Apusomonadidae
Exons: 1
Coding region: 215-1555 (446 amino acids)
Biological process (GO): lipid metabolic process
Molecular function (GO): phosphoric diester hydrolase activity
Source: RefSeq, a predicted model, not a curated record
CUCGCCCCCACCCCUACGGCCACCCACACAGUCUUGUCCUACACGUCCUCCGUAGCCGUCACCACAUGCGAACGAGCGUGUCCCCCUCGUGCUCUCCUUGGUCCUUGCUUGCGCGUUGGCGUGCUCGGCAUGUACCCGCCUCCCGCUCUCGCGCCCAACCGCAGCCUUUCCACCGCCGCCACCACCGCCUGCACCGCUUGCUCUGGCGAGCUGGAUGCGCGACCUCGGCCCGCUGGUGGGGAAUGCGCGGGUUCUGGACCUGGUCUUUCCGGGGACCCACGACACGCUCACCGCCGACCUCUCGGAUCGCAUCGCCGAUAACGCCAACGACAUCUCGCCGAGGCUCGCCAAGAUCCUGCAUGAUCUCGCACCGCAAGAGCUCAUUGGAAGCUUUAUCCGCGAUCAGGCGACAUCGCAAGCGCUGUAUGUGACCGAGCUGCUGCAGGCCGGGACUCGGUUCUUUGACUUUCGUAUCACCUACACCAAAGGCCCGCACCUCGGCGAGCCGUAUGACUGGUACGGCCUACACUUUGUGGAAACAAAGGCCAAGGCCCUCACCUACCUCAAAACCAUUAUCGAUUGGCUUAACUCUCCCGAGGGUGUCGAUGAGAUCGUUGUGGUCUGGUUCUCGCGGCAUGGCGACACCUGCGAGACAGGGACCAAUCAGUAUCCGGGCGUGUCGGUCGCCGAGAAGCAGGCGUUUUGGGCGUCCAUCAAGUCGGUCAUCGGCCCGCUCCUCAUCAACGCCUCGGACAUGCCACCCAACGCUACAUCAGUCGACACCUGCCGCGAUGCUGGCCAGCGGGUCCUUGUCUACACCUCGGACUGGAAAGAGUUUACUGGGAGCGACCCUGCACCGCUCAAUGCUUGCCGUCACAUUGCCAACCUGCACAACGGUGACUUUCUUAACGAGACCAUCGGCUACCGCGAACAGCUCGAUGCCUACCGGGGCUAUGCCGAACAGCGCCAGAUCGACGCUGCCACCAACAUCUUUUCGCUCGUCCGCCUCGCCGUCUCUUCACCCGACUUUCAAAUCGAGGCCGCCGCCAAGUUGCGAUACAUCCCGUUCGGCCAUGCCGAGGUCCGGGCCAAGUGCGCGAGCGGGUUCAACCUCCCCAACGUCACCGAGUGGUGCCCCGAGACGCUGUUGGACCUCACUCAGCUUGCCAACUACUAUUCGCAGCUCACGCUCGAGAUCGCGCACAACAGCCCGGGCUACGCCUUUCCCAACGCGUUCUAUGUCGACGCAGUGACCAGCACCGGCAGCAUCCGCACCGGUACCACGCCGCUCAACCAGCCGCCGGGUCCUCAGCCGCACGCUCUCUCCGAAUACGCGUACGUCGCCACGGUUGUCGACUGGUUCCGUGCCUGGCGAUGCAGCACCGCGUCCGCGCUGCCGGAUGUCUCAUCUGGCCAGUCCAUUGCCGACUUGUGCGCCUCUGCCGGUGCCGCGCUCGCCACUCUCCGCGCUGCCGCGCCCAUCCAGACAUGGUCCGAUCCUGCCAGUGGCCGCCUUGACGGCUGGCCUGCGCCUGGCCGUCUGCCUGGUCACUGA